Messenger RNA from Penicillium diatomitis, 597 nucleotides. RefSeq names its product mitochondrial 54S ribosomal protein mL59. The record is from RefSeq and is a predicted model, not a curated record. Bases 1 to 597 code for a protein of 198 amino acids. Gene Ontology annotation, molecular function: structural constituent of ribosome. Lineage: Eukaryota; Fungi; Ascomycota; Eurotiomycetes; Eurotiales; Aspergillaceae. Gene Ontology annotation, cellular component: mitochondrial large ribosomal subunit. The transcript has 2 exons.
AUGUCCUCUAUCGCUCAGAACGUGGGCGCUUUACCCACUCGACUACGUAAUUUCUUUGCUCGCUAUCCCCCCCAGGUCUACUCCUCUCUUGUCGCACCUCGACCAACACCCCCGGAAGCUGAAACCUCCGCCGACCAAGCCCUUCCAUCGCCCUACACGCCUGACCGUGAUGCGAAAGGUGCUCACCGACCAGAUCCUGAAGAUUUCUCACCAUCACGCUCAUUAUUGUUCAAUGACCCGAAAAAUCCCAAUCCUUUCUUGCCACGGAAGAUUUUCAACUCCAAGAAGUGGAUGGGCCCCCGAUAUGGACUCCGCCAACAGGCAGAUCUAGUCAAGCUGGCGAUCAAGUAUAACGUUGAGCCACUGCUUCCUCCUGGUCCCAAAUCCACCGAAUAUAAGGCUGCCAAACUCGCCGAGCGCGGUCUGCGGAUCAAGGGAACUGGUAUUGGACAAAAGGUCAAGGGUCACAAGUGGGAGCGUACAAUGGAGGCGAAACUCGAGGAUCGCCGCAAGGCGAUGAUCGAGAUGCCGGAGAUGAUUCGGUUGUGGAAACAAAGAGGUCAUGGUCGUGGCUGGCGACAGUGGCCCAAGCGAUAA